CGGUUAUCGGCCUACCUCUUCUGUCUGCCGGGUUGAGAGCCGUGGGAGUGGGCCUCAGGUCGGGUCCGCUGUUGCCUGUUAGGUGAUGUGCCCUGAAUAACGCUCUCACGGCUUCUUUCCCGGCAGGCGUUGCAGCAUCCUCCGGCUCGAGGGCUCUAGGGCUCUGGGCUGCCCAUUUCCCGUCUGCCGUGUUUUGGCGGCGCUCAUGUUGGCCUCCGUCCCACUUCGCGUUCGUUCACCUGUGCCCCUGACACCUGUACCUAGCUUGGAACACAAGCAGAGGAAAGAUUAGAGAAUGGGCACUGUCCAACCCAAGGAGGCGGCGCAGCCUGUCAGGAAGGACAUUGUUUUCUCCAGAAACGCGCCAUGAGAGGAACUUGAGGGCCCUUCACAGCGUCCUCAACAGGCCUUACACGAAGACCAGAAGAAGCAAGCCUUUUCUCAUGCAGACCAGUGAUAGCGGUUCAACAAAGCAAGGAUAUAAUUUCUAUGUGGAAUUAAUGUGGUCCAGACUAAUGAUGCGGGUGUGCUGGUUGGUGAGACAGGACAAUCGGCACCAGCGAAUCAAACUUCCACAUUUGGAAGCAGUCAUGGUUGGGCGCAGCCCCGAGACCAAGAUCACUGACAAGAAAUGUUCUCGACAGCAAGUGCAGUUGAAAGCGGAGUGUAACAAAGGAUAUGUCAAGGUAAAGCAGGUAGGGGUCAAUCCCACCAGCAUUGACUCACUCAUAAUUGGGAAAGACCAAGAGGUGAAGCUGCAGCCUGGCCAGGUCCUCCACCUGGUGAAUGAACUUUAUCCAUAUAUCAUAGAGUUUGAGGAAGAGACAAAGAACCCUGGCCUGGAAACACACAGGAAGAGAAAGAGGUCAGGCAACAGUGAUUCUGUAGAAAGGGAUGCUGCCCAGGAAGCUGAGGCCAGUACAAGACUAGAACCUGGGAACAACUCUAGCCAGUGCUCUGUGCCCCCAAAGAAGGAGAAAGAUGCAUCCACCAAAAAGGAAUCAUUGGGCCACUGGAGUCAAGGCUUGAAGAUUUCAAUGGAGGACCCCAAAAUGCAGGUUUACAAAGAUGAGCAGGUGGUGGUGAUUAAGGAUAAAUACCCCAAGGCUCGUCACCACUGGCUGGUCUUACCAUGGGCCUCCAUUUCCAGUCUGAAGGCUGUGACCGGAGAACACCUUGAGCUCCUCAGACACAUGCACGCUGUGGGGGAAAAAGUGAUCGCAGACUUUGCUGGGUCUAGCAAACUCCGCUUCCGAUUGGGCUACCAUGCCAUUCCCAGCAUGAGCCAUGUACACCUUCAUGUGAUCAGCCAGGAUUUUGAUUCUCCUUGCCUUAAAAACAAAAAACACUGGAAUUCUUUCAAUACCGAAUACUUCCUCGAAUCACAAGCUGUGAUUGAGAUGGUACAAGAGGCUGGCAGAGUGACUGUCCAAGAUGGGAUGUGUGAGCUCUUGAAGCUGCCCCUCCGUUGUCAUGAGUGCCAGCAGCUGCUGCCUUCCAUUCCUCAGCUGAAAGCGCAUCUCAGGAAGCACUGGCCAAAGUGAUUCUGUGGAGCCUGAACUUCUGCAGCAGGUAUACCCGGAAGCAGCACUGGGAACAGACAUUUCUGCUGGGCAUGUCUUUGAAAAGUGGCAUCAUUUUUACAUUGACUUAAUUGUUAAUUCUCUGGUGGUUCGAUAUUAGAGGAAGUACUGUCAAAGUGAGAUGGUGAUCCACAGAGAAGGUAAAGGGCUGUGUGUGCAUUUUUCAUGGGCCAGUUUCCCCCAAAGCCUCUUUCUGAUAAAAGAACCUAGCUUCACCUCUGUCCUCCAGCUCUUUCAAUUCUUCUCUCUUCUAAACAGGCAGAAUAAGCCCCAACCUCAGAUAGUACCAGAAUAUUAGAGCUGGAAAGAACUUUACAAACCAGAGCCCCUGACAGUUUGAAGGAGUCACACAGGUUCUGAGAGGUGAAAACUAUGGAGUCUCUCACCGUACAUACAUUUUCAUACACAUCAAUUAUCUAUCGAUUUCUUAGGGCAGAGGUUCUCAGCUGUUGUGCGUGUGUGUGUGUAUGUACAUCCCUUUGACCCUGAUUAUUUUGAACCAUCUGGUAGGGCAUUUUUCCAAACCACAUACAGAAAUUAACUCUGCUAUCAAUGGGAAAACAUCUAAUACUGUGUUUUGCGGGCAGACAAAUGUUUAAACUCUUGCCUCAAGAGUCUGUUAAAAUUCUUUAGUCUAUUAGCCUCUGAUAUCCCAUUGAGUCAUCUGGGAUACAGAAGUGAUUGUUUCAACACGAGUGACAAAGUUAAGUCUUUAUUAAACACCAAGAACGCUUAUAUUCCCAAACUCAUGGUGGGAGAAUAUAUACUAAAAUGUUAAUUAGUGGUUUUUUCUGGAUGGUGAGAAUGUGGGUAACAUAAAUUUCAUUAUGUUAUGAAUAUUUCUAAUUAGCUACAGUGAAUAUGUUUUUGGGAAUGUGAGAAAAACCAAGUUUUAUUUUAAAAAAGUAAUAGGUCACUAGGCAAUGCAAUCAACAUUCAAUUAAUUUAUAUUAAUAACUGAUAAAGCCAAAAAUGGCUAAUAAUUUUAACAAGUCAUAUCACUUCUCCAGUCCUCUAUAGAUGGAAAGACAUCCUGCAAGUCCAAAUUCCAAGCCUUUAACAGGUCCAAUUGGGCCUGAGAAUGACACAGAUGAAGGUAAUUCAUGUUCUGGAUGAUUUCCCUAUCACUAGAUUAGAAGACUAGAUUUUCUCUGUUUGCCCACAACCUCAAUCUCUGUUUCUUUCACAGAGAUAUCAACUACAUUUUGUUCAAAAUUGUUGUACACAGCAACUUCCUAUUUGUAUUUACAAAUGUCUUUCAGCAGCCAUUGAAGUCCCAUGAUUUCCCUUGUGUUAUGUUGAUGUGGCAUGUUAUAUUAGGUUUCCAAAUAUUGAACCAUCCUUGAGUUCUGGGAAUGAACCCUCUUGGUUCCUGAGGGCUACUUUUUCAGUGUUCACUUGGACUCCAGGAAACAUUUUUGAUGGGGUGGGAAUGGGAGAUAAAGUUUUUAGGUUAGUUCACGUGUGAGUGCUUUGUGGCCUGGAAGCCAAACUUCAGACAUAAAGAUCAGGAGAAGUGGAGGAGCAAAUAGGACCUGAAAAUCAGGAGGAGAAUGGUCAGGACUUUGGCUUCAGAUAUCCUUUGUGGUAGAGAAUUCAAGUAAUGAGAGAAGUGGAGAGGCAACAAAAAGAAGUCAGAGAAGCUAAACCAAACUACACAGUGAAAAGGGAGGAAGAGAAAGAAUAUACAGGAGGUGAACAUUUGGAGAAGACCUUGAGUCAUUUGGGAAGUGGGAACUUUUUUGAGUGGUCGGGAGAAUUAGGGAAGGGAGGAGGAGAUUUUGGAGAAACGUUACUCUCCCUGAUGUGACCUGGAUCCCCUUUAAUAAUUUUUGAGAGUUGAAAGCAAAGAUUAUAUACGUUAUCUUUUUUGGGGGGGAAAUUUUGAUUUCUGUUGUUUUCUUUCCAUUUCUCAUAUCUUGCAUUUUGUGUUUCUUCCUUUUUUCUUGAUCGCAUUUGCUGAAUGUUUGCUUAUAUUAUAAAGUGAUAUUUUUCAGAAAAGUA
This is a messenger RNA of Orcinus orca (killer whale), 3587 nucleotides long. It is a transcript of the gene APTX, whose product is annotated as aprataxin. Gene Ontology annotation, molecular function: single-stranded DNA binding; double-stranded RNA binding; protein binding. The record is from RefSeq and is a predicted model, not a curated record. Lineage: Eukaryota; Metazoa; Chordata; Mammalia; Artiodactyla; Delphinidae. Gene Ontology annotation, cellular component: nucleus. The transcript has 9 exons. The coding region runs from base 444 to 1544 and encodes 366 amino acids. Gene Ontology annotation, biological process: double-strand break repair; single strand break repair.